AUGCCAUCGAGGCUUUCCGAGGCCCGGUAUACUGUCGAGUUUCGCGCGGUCUACCGAAAGAACAAGCCCACGGACAAGUCGGUGCUACAGCGACUAUGCACUUGGAACAAGCGGCGCGUUUCCAACAUGAUGCAGACCACAUUCUCGUUCUACCGGAUAAUGCGCAAGUACCAUUGGAAGACGGACCUUCUGGCUGACAUAGUCUGUGGAAUCACGGUCGGAAUUAUACAGUUUCCUUCAGGUAUGGCGUUCGCAAUGUUGGCUGAGUUGCCGCCCGUUGUUGGCCUGUACGUCUCUUUCUUCCCCGUACUCAUCUACUUCUUCUUCGGAACGUCCAGACACAGCGCAAUUGGUACGCAGGCUGUGGUGGGACUCUUGGUUGGCUCAGUUAUGGCGCGGUUAUACAAUCCGACGGCGUUAGUUUACGGUGGUGCUGCUAACGCCACUCUGGUUGCCAACGAGGCAGAUGUAGACACCGCUGUGUCGUCGACGAAAGUCACUGACGAGUUUAAAAUUGGCAUCGCGAUGUCGCUCGCUUUCCUCGUCGGCGUUGUGCAAAUCAUUAUGGGUGUGUGCCGCCUCGGUUUUGUGACAACGUACAUGUCCGACCCUCUGAUUUCCGGCUUCAUAUCUGGAGGUGCUAUCCAUGUGGGGACCAGCCAGAUAAAGCACCUUCUUGGACUGAAGUUGCCGAGGACCGACGGAAACUUCCAAAUCAUAUAUACGUGGCAAUACAUAUUCCUGAACAUCUACAUGACGAAUUUCGCUACUGUCAUCAUCUCCUCUAUCUGCAUCGUGGUACUUUAUCUGGUCAAAGCCCAGGUCAACCAGAGGUUCAAGGGCAAACUCAAGGCCCCCGUUCCCAUCGAAAUAAUAGUGGAAUCUGUGAUAUGGCUUGUCCGCAUGAUCGAUGCCUAUUCUGAGAUACAUCUCGGUUAUGUCGCAAACUACUGCAACGGGAUGCUUUCUGAAUCUUAG
Messenger RNA from Dreissena polymorpha, 978 nucleotides. RefSeq names its product prestin-like. The record is from RefSeq and is a predicted model, not a curated record. Gene Ontology annotation, cellular component: membrane. Gene Ontology annotation, biological process: transmembrane transport. The transcript is spliced from 6 exons. Lineage: Eukaryota; Metazoa; Mollusca; Bivalvia; Myida; Dreissenidae. The coding region runs from base 1 to 978 and encodes 325 amino acids. Gene Ontology annotation, molecular function: chloride transmembrane transporter activity; oxalate transmembrane transporter activity; sulfate transmembrane transporter activity.